Spea bombifrons (plains spadefoot toad) is the source of this 1577-nucleotide messenger RNA. It is a transcript of the gene CMAS, whose product is annotated as cytidine monophosphate N-acetylneuraminic acid synthetase. Bases 16 to 1218 code for a protein of 400 amino acids. NCBI's taxonomy places the organism in Eukaryota, Metazoa, Chordata, Amphibia, Anura, Pelobatidae. The record is from RefSeq and is a predicted model, not a curated record. Gene Ontology annotation, molecular function: N-acylneuraminate cytidylyltransferase activity. The transcript is spliced from 8 exons.
UGUCCGGGUAGUAAGAUGGCGGCGGAGGGUGACAGCGGGGCAGUUAAGCGGAGUGGGCAUCUGGCGGCCCUGGUACUGGCCCGCGGGGGCAGCAAAGGAAUCCCCCACAAAAACAUCAAGAAGCUGGCGGGAAAGCCGCUCAUUGGCUGGGUGCUGAGGGCUGCUCUGGACUCCAGGAGCUUCGACAGCGUCUGGGUCUCUACAGACAGCGAUGAAAUUGAAAAGGUGGCCAAGGAUUUUGGCGCGCAGGUUCACCGGAGAUGUGCCGACGUGUCCAAGGAUACGACUUCCUCCCUGGAGACCAUACAAGAGUUCCUGAAAUAUCACCCAGAGGUUGACAUCGUUGGGAAUAUCCAAGCCACCUCUCCGUGUCUUCAUCCCGACGACCUCACCAAAGUGGUUGACAUGAUCCGUAAGGACGGCUUUGACUCGGUGUUUUCCGUUGUGAGGCAUCACCUGUUCAGAUGGAGAGACGUCAGCAAGACAGGUGGCGUGACGGCAGCUGAGAACUUUAACCCUGCGUGUAGACCGCGCCGGCAGGACUGGAGCGGGGAACUCUACGAGAACGGUUCCUUUUACUUUGCGACAAAAGAUCUGAUCACACGGGGAUACCUGCAGGGGGGGCGGAUGGCGUAUUACGAGAUGAAGCCGGAGCACAGCGUGGAUAUAGAUGUCGAUCUUGACUGGCCGAUUGCUGAACAAAGAGUAAAACGAUUCGGGUAUUUUGGGAAAGGUAACCCCAGAGCAGUGAAGCUGUUUGUUUGUAACAUCGACGGCUGUUUGACCGACGGACGCAUCUACGUGAAUCAAGGUCACGAGUCGAUCUCCUGUCACCUCCAAGACCUGGACGGAAUGAAACUGUUACAGGAGAAGAAAGUGGAGGUGCGGCUGAUCUCCGAGCGGGAUAUUAGCGCCACGCUGCUCUCCGCGCUGCAUCUGCCGUAUCGGGUCGAGGCCAACGUUUCCAACAAGCAGGAGGCCGUGGAGCGGUGGAUGCUGGAGUUAGAGUUAUCGUCCUGGGACCAGGUCGCCUUCAUGGGCUGCCAAUAUUCAGACGUGGAGUGCUUGAAACUGGCCGGCAUGUGUGGCGUUCCUUCCAACGCCUGCUUGGCAGCCAAGAUGACCGACAGCUUUGUCUGCGAAUACAGAGGUGGCUACGGAGCCGUUCUGGAGUUUGCCGAGCACAUCAUCUCCCUCCUGGGUGAAGCGAGGAGCUAACCGGAGGUCCUCACAUCAGCAGCUUCACCGCCGGCCCCUGCCUGUUUGGUUACGUGUAGGAAAUGUUGCUAUCCGAGCACAAAGCUGCUAUAACUUAAUUCUAUUGACGUUUUUAAACUGUUCAUAGAGGUCUGGGAAUAUAUAUAUCCCGUGUUAUAUGUCCUCUGCGGUAUAACUGCACGCGGGGGAAAGCCGUGCGCCCGGCUACCGGCGACUUACUUUAUUCCACUUUCUGUAUCGUUUCAUCAAAUCUGUGACCCGCUUUAUGGUUAUUUUACGGCGGGGAGAGGGGAUGUAAUGCGUUGUACUCGUGUUUUAAACGUCUUUAUGUUGCUGUAAAUCUGUCCUCAUUUGAUGGA